GACGAUCAUAAUCAUGUAAAGAGCGUUUUAACGAAUCUUCUGAAUAUACGGAAUCGAGUCAGUAAGGAAUACAAUCAAUAUAGCUGUGAAAAUUACUCUCAUAACAGUAAAUUCCAGAUUUUGAACGAAAAAGUACAGGAGAAAUUCUUGAUUAAGUAUUCUAAGGACUUUGAAUCUAUUCUGUGUAAUAUCCAUUCAAGUGAUAGGUACGAGUCUUAUAAUAAAUAG
Molecule: messenger RNA, 228 nt
Organism: Plasmodium inui San Antonio 1
Lineage: Eukaryota; Apicomplexa; Aconoidasida; Haemosporida; Plasmodiidae
Exons: 1
Source: RefSeq, a predicted model, not a curated record